GGGUGGGCUCCAUAUCGCGGUUGUUGGUGAGAGGAGUGGGUGGGUGGGUUGGUGGGAGUGGGACUUGGCACUUCGGAAAGACAUCUCCCUACGAAAAUGUAAAGGUGUUGCAGAACGUGAGAUGCGAGAUUCCUCUUUUCGGCUGCCUCAACUCACCUAACCUGGCCUCUUGCAUUGUUCUGUCGGUACGUCGCUGCGCCGUGCCUCCCUCUCACGGCUCCGACCUCUUGGUGGCUCCUGUCUGACGGUGGGUUCUGUGUUGCAUUGCCGCUGCUGUCGACUCUACGGCUCCAUCUUCUAAGUUCAGCUCCCUUAUUCAUUGAGAAUAAUUUUCCUAGCAAAUAGAAAAGCGAAGUCAAAGCAAAACUGGGGGCAGGAAAAUGAAGGUAAUCGAGAAGAUCAGGACGGCGGGCGAAGGGAAGGUGGUGUUCUCGUUCGAAUUCUUUCCGCCGAAGACGGAGGAUGGGGUGGAGAAUCUGUUCGAGAGGAUGGAUCGGAUGGUGGCUCACAACCCAACGUUCUGCGACAUCACCUGGGGAGCAGGUGGCUCCACUGCAGAUCUCACCCUAGACAUCGCCAACAGAAUGCAGAACAUGAUCUGCGUGGAGACCAUGAUGCACCUCACCUGCACCAACAUGCCCGUCGAGAAGAUCGAUCACGCCCUCACCACCAUCAAGUCCAAUGGCAUCCAGAAUGUCCUCGCUCUACGCGGCGACCCCCCUCACGGCCAGGACAAGUUUGUUCAGAUCCAAGGAGGCUUUGCCUGCGCUCUCGACCUUGUGAAGCAUAUUCGAGCCAAAUAUGGUGACUAUUUUGGCAUUACUGUGGCUGGUUAUCCAGAGGCACAUCCUGAUGUCAUACAAAGUGAUGGCGUAGCUACUCUGGAAGGCUAUCAGAACGAUCUUUCUUAUUUGAAGAGGAAGGUUGAUGCAGGCGCGGAUCUCAUUGUCACUCAACUAUUCUAUGAUACUGAUAUUUUCCUCAAAUUUGUGAAUGACUGUCGUCAAAUUGGAAUCACUUGUCCCAUUGUUCCUGGGAUUAUGCCCAUUAACAACUACAAGGGCUUCUUACGCAUGACUGGUUUUUGUAAAACUAAGAUACCAUCCGAGAUUACUGCUGCCUUGGAGUCUAUCAAGGAUAAUGAAGAAGCUGUCAAAGCCUAUGGAAUUCACCUUGGAACUGAAAUGUGCAAAAAGAUUUUGGCUUAUGGGAUCAAGACAUUACAUUUGUAUACGCUAAACAUGGAGAAAUCAGCAUUGGCUAUUCUUAUGAAUCUUGGAUUAAUUGAAGAGACCAAAGUAUCAAGGUCCUUGCCAUGGAGACGCCCUACAAAUGCUUUCCGCGCAAAAGAAGACGUACGACCAAUAUUCUGGGCUAAUCGUCCAAAGAGCUACAUAUCAAGGACUGUGGGGUGGGACCAAUACCCACGUGGACGAUGGGGCGAUUCUUGUAAUCCAUCAUAUGGUGCACUGGCUGACUAUCAGUUCAUGCGACCACGUGCUCGUGACAAAAAACUUCAUGAAGAGUGGGCUGUCCCAUUGAAAGGCAUGGAAGAUAUUCAAGAGAGAUUUAUGAAACACUGCCUUGGGAAACUGAGAAGUAGCCCUUGGUCGGAAUUAGAUGGGCUUCAGCCAGAGACAAAGAUCAUAAAUGAACAUUUGGGGAAUAUUAACAUGAAGGGUUUUCUCACCAUCAAUAGCCAGCCUGCAGUUAAUGGGGCAAAAUCUGACUCACCGUCUGUUGGUUGGGGGGGUCCAGGUGGUUAUGUUUACCAGAAAGCCUAUUUGGAAUUUUUUUGUUCCAAAGAAAAGUUGAAUGCACUUGUUGAGAAGUGCAAGGUCCACCCAAAUCUUACCUACAUGGCUGUGAACAAAGAAGAGAAUUGGAUGUCUAACAUAAAUAAAACGGAUGUGAAUGCGGUGACAUGGGGGGUUUUCCCAGCUAAGGAGAUCACCCAACCAACUGUUGUCGAUCCUGCCAGCUUUAUAGUGUGGAAGGAUGAGGCAUUCGAGAUCUGGUCUAAAGGAUGGGCUCAAUUAUAUCCUGAGGGUGAUCCAUCUAGAAAAAUGCUUGAAGAGGUCCAGAACAGCUAUUUCUUGGUCAGCUUGGUAGAUAACGAUUACAUUCAUGGUGAUCUGUUUGCUGUUUUUAAUGAUUUCUGAGAUGAGCAAUUUUACUUGACUCUACUUGUUCUGAUCUCUUGGAGCCACCUGAAGCCAUAAAGGUAUUGGAGUAUAACUUCGUUUAAUAAUGUAAUUCAUUGGGAUUUUGAUAUAUCCAGUGUCAUUAGCAAAUUUUAUUUGAAACAGUUGUUGGUCUGUUGGCCUAAACAUUAAAUUCGAUGGCAAGGAUCAUUUUUUUGUCUACAUAAUAUUUGAUCCAAUAAAUUGGAAGGGAUGUGUUCAAUGUA
Messenger RNA from Malania oleifera, 2410 nucleotides. Its product is annotated as probable methylenetetrahydrofolate reductase (NADH). Gene Ontology annotation, cellular component: cytosol. The record is from RefSeq and is a predicted model, not a curated record. The coding region runs from base 381 to 2162 and encodes 593 amino acids. Gene Ontology annotation, molecular function: FAD binding; methylenetetrahydrofolate reductase [NAD(P)H] activity. Gene Ontology annotation, biological process: tetrahydrofolate interconversion. The transcript is spliced from 11 exons. Lineage: Eukaryota; Viridiplantae; Streptophyta; Magnoliopsida; Santalales; Ximeniaceae.